Messenger RNA from Meloidogyne enterolobii, 268 nucleotides. NCBI's taxonomy places the organism in Eukaryota, Metazoa, Nematoda, Chromadorea, Rhabditida, Meloidogynidae. The record is from the annotation of a GenBank genome assembly.
AUGACUACCUUUCCUGAAAAAAUUAUUAAAGAUGCGGAAAGGUUGGCAGAGCGUUUAAGGACUGCAAAAAGGGAAUCUAGUUUUUUGGAUACCACUUCAAAAAUUGAAUUUAAUAAUACUUUUGAAACAAUUGAAAAUUUUGAAACAAAUAGAACAAUUUAAUUUUUUUGUUAAUUUAAUUAUUUUUUUUUGCUUAUUUUUUUGCCAUGAUUUUUUUCUACUUUUUCAAGUCCAAUCUCUUUUCAAUUUUCCAUAUUUUUUUGCUAGU